GUUGGAAGAUAGUCUGGGGUCACAUUUUACCCAUCCAGUUCAGGAUUGUUCUAUUGAGAGUUAUCCCCCUUUGCACAUGUCUGUAGAUUCUAACAUUACUCCUGAAAUGUUAAGCUCUGAGGAAAACUCUUGCAUCAGGUUAGGUUCAGAAAGCAUUCUUGCUAAUUCUAGACCUAGAUUGACCAGUACAGACAAUCCUAUGUGUAAUUUAAAGGAAAAUUGUAUAGAAAAUCGGUUCCCAAAGGUGACCAGUACAGAAGGGCAAGGGUCAAAUGAUCCAGAUGGUCAGAGGUCUAAGUUGAAUUGCACUGCAGGUCAGAGGUCAGAGAUUACUACUACCCUGAUGGAAAACAGUUCAAAUAAUUCUUUACCAGAAGUAGCAGAAACUGAAGAAUCAAAAGGUAACAAAGACAAAGAAAGCCUACAUCCUGCAGAUGUAAAUGAAGGUGAUGAAAGACAAGAUGCCACAGCUGCAGAUUCUGAUGCAGCUGAAAACAACAGUGACUCCUGGCUUAUUCCAGAUACACCAGUUAAACUUCCCUCAUUGUCUGGGAGAAGCGUAUUGAAUGAGGACAGGUCGAAAACAUUUAACUCCAAAUCCAAGAAGUGUCAAAAUAAGUGCUCUUCUGUUCGCGAGAUAGACACAAAUUCUACAAGAAACAGGCAGAAAUUGAAGUUGAAGAACAGACGGCUGAAUGACAGUGUGGAUAAUUUGACACCUGAAUCAUUCUCACCCAAAAAUGCAUCAGUGUUGGAAAAUUCUGGAAUUUGUGACAUUUCUAAAUGUCAGCCUUCAUUCAGUACAGCUGUUGUGUCCACUCCAGUGCUCCAAAGAGCAGUGAAAUCCUUCAACAGGCAAAGUUCUGUUUCUGAUGUGUUGAAAAAAGGGCUUGAUUUGAAAGAUUCAGCAGAUGAAAUUUUAUCAUUCAGUAAAAUGAUGUUUUCAGUGAUAAAUAAGGAAGACCAUGUUGAGACAACAACAGUAAGCGGCUCCCAUUGUGUUAACGGAGACGGUGUUGAGACAACAACAGUAAGUAGCUCCCAUUGUGUCAUCGGAGACGGUGUUGAGACAACAACAGUAAGGGGCUCCCAUCGUGUCAGCGGAGACAGUUGUAUAGAUGAACCAGGAAAACAUAACAAGGACACCUUAAAUUGGCAGAAAUUGUCUGAAAAUUGCACCUUGUCAGAAGCCAGAUCACAUAAGAUGCCAGUUGAUGUUGAGCUGACUCCAGAACAAAGAAAAGAACUUUUAAAAGAUGUUGACAUUUUUUUUGUCAGGACCCCUUCAGAACAAAGGAAAAAUUCUGUUAUGUCCAAACUGAAGAAACUGUCUCCAAGGACCAGUGAUGUCUCAGUUUCUCCAGAAAUCAACAUACACAUAGAGUCUGACGGUGAUGACGAACUGCCAGAAGUUUCUGAGGAUCAAUUUUCUGUUCUCAGAAAAAGUUCCAGUUUUGAGAAUGUUGAUCGAAUAGAUUUGGACCCUUUACCUGUAGAAAUGGAUGUUGAUAAGCCUAAAAAUGAGUGUACAGACAUUCAAAUUGUCUCAGGAAAUGCAACUCAUAAGCAUCAGCAAGCUAAUGGAAAGAAGUACACAUUUAAAAAAAUGAAGUUAAUCAACAACAAUGAGCCUAUUUUAUGUAUUCCUGAAGAAUUACCAGACAUUGCAUCACCAGAGUUGCUUAUUACACAGUCCCAAAUUGGAAAACCAACAGGAGUUCAGUCCCCUUCAGUUUCCAAUGUGUCCGCCAUUUUGCCCUUAGGCUGUCCUGCUGGACAACCUGAAACCCCUGCUGACCAGUGUGAGACAAGUCCAAAUGAAGGCCUUGGUGAAGGACAAAGGGAAGAGUUCUCCCCCAUAAGGGGACCACCUGACUCUGAUCAUGCCAUGUCUCAGGGUGAUGCAGACCACAAAGACCCUUAUUCACCUGUGAAAUACCAAGAUCUGGAUGUGUGGGAGGAUUUUGAUGAUGCAGGAGUGGAGUUCAAUCCUGGAACCUGUGACAGUUUUGUGGACAUUGAGGGCAAGGAUCAUAGUGUCCAGAAUAUUUCUCUGGCUAAAAAUGAAGAGAGUCACCCUAACAACUCCAAGAUGUCUGGAACAGCCUUAUCACCCGUUGAGCUUCACUCUGAACCUGUAGCUGUGAGUUCUUCACCAGAGCUUAGCCUUUCUUCUGGGGAUAUGGCCCAGCCAUUAGCCCAGUCACCACUCCCCAGCCUAGCAGGGACUCCACCAGACCUGGACGCCCCACCCCCUCAUGUGGACUAUCUGGAUCAGUUUGAGGAACUUCAGGAUCAUCAGUCUGAUUGGGAACCUACCAGCCCCUCUGGGUCAUGCAGUCCAUUCCAGAACGAUGAUACCAGACCUUCACAGCCAGCUGCCAUGAGCUUUACCAAGACUCCUACCUGCCCUCCCCAGGCCAGUAAGAAGCCCAAGAAGAAAUGGGUACCUCCAUCACCGUUUACACCCAUGCUCGAUUAUGAUCGGAUGAACACCCCUGGGCUUAAGAAAGAGAUGCAGAAGUUUGGUAUAAAGCCUGUGUCUAAGAAGAGGAUGAUUGUUUGUUUGAAGGACAUUUAUCACCAAACUCACCAGUAUGAGACUGACUCAGAAGCAGAGGUAAGCAUUGUGGAGGUGGAAGAGGUGGCAACUGCUAUGAAUACUCAAGAAGAGGAAGUGAUGAAGGAGGGAAAAGGUGCAAAACAAAAAUCCAAAGCUGGGAAAGCUAUGUCUAAUGGACACAAAACUAAACCCUGCGCUAAAGGUACAAAGAAACUGCCACAGAAAGGUACUAUGAAAGGAACAACAAAACAGUCACAGAAAGGUGCUGUAGGGAAACCAGCAGGAGUGAGCACUGCAACAGAGUUAAUUGAUCUAUCUCGGGAAGAGGAUGACAGCGAGCAGGGGGAGGAAUCAUGCGGCAGUGAUAUGGUAGAAGAAAGUUUCUUUAUCGAAAGUGAAAUGUUGAGUUCACAACAGGAGAGCAGCCCUAACCUGCAUGAGGAGCUCCACAUUUUUUUUACCUCCAAUCCUGAACUCUACUCCAAAGUGCUCAUGUAUGAACCUCUGGAGUUUGAUUGGCUGAGAGAAGAAAUCAAAAAAGCUGGCAUAAAGUGCUCCAUGCCCAAACUUAUUCAUUUUAUGGAUGAAAGGUGCAUCACUUUCACCAUGAAAAGUCGCAGAGCCGACAAACCGAGGGGCAGGAGAAAAAAGUCUGUGAAGAAAACCACACAGAGUGCUGUCUCCUGAAACAGAUCUGCUGCUCAUUCAGUUUUAAAUAGUAUCAGUGAGUUAGAACCAUUCCUGUUUGAUAGAUCAUGCCAGGGUGAAUCAGUAAUUAUUGUAAUCUAUGUGGACAAGUACGGACCUGGUGUUUGAGCCGUUAGGAGCAUGUGUGGGUGUAUGUUAACUUUCAACUACAAAAAAAAAACAACAAGUUGUGCAAUUAGGUACACUCUGGACACAGUUUCCACAAAUCGGACAUAAAUCUUGUUUAUUCUUUGAUCCCUGUGUUGGGUACUGUUUGGGUUUAGAUUGUGAAACAUUGAAUUGAGAUUGCCGUGAGUUUGAUGAUUUUUAUUGAAAUUUAUAUCCCGUAUGAAAUGUAAAGGCAUGUGGAAUUGUAAAUUUGAUUUAUACAUUCCACUUAAAGCCAGUUAUCUUUGAAACAGUUUGGAACUUUCUUGAUCAAAUUUUCAUUUGACCCAAGCAUAAACUUUGGCUUAAAUUCCAUCAUAUGUAUGUGUAUAUGGACACACUGUCACAGAGGUUAUGAGAUUCAGUUAUAGGUACCAAAAUGAUCUCUCCAGUAAACUUGCAGUGCUGUAUCAUUCAAUCUUGUGCAUUUCAAACAAAUGAUUGUGAUGCUUUCGCAAUGGGUGCAUCUUUACUGUGAGCUGCGCCAUAAUCUGCAUUCGACUUAAGAGACAGUUGUGCCAUGGAGAAGAUUGUUUUGUGACAUAUUUAGUCUGAGAUUUUAUUAAUUAGGCCAGGAACCUAUCAGGAAGUAUGUUUACUUUUAGAACAUUUAUGGUUGUCUAUGUUGUAUACUUGGUAUUCAGGGUAUAUGUAAAUACCCCGGGAAUUCCUGGAAGAAACACAUUAAAAUGUACUGCGUACACGUAUGUCCACACAUCUCCUGACCAGUGCAUGGUAUGAUUUGUGAAACGCUUAAGGUAUCUUCCUAGAAGGGAAAACACCUAGAGGCAUAUGGCGGAUGCAGGGUGUAACUCAGUGGCUAAUGUGCUUGUGUUAGAAUCGCUAUUGCCUAAGGGAGUUGAUUUAUUCACAGCCCAGACUGGGAAUCAGUAUUCCUCGGCCUGCAUUUUUCUCCGUGCCUAGGUGGUAGUAAGCGUCAGACAGUGCCCAUGUGGCUGCUUAAAAGACAACAAAUAAUAUAACCUUAACUGUUUUGGAAGAGGGAUUGAAACAGAUCUAAAUGGCCACAGCCAUUUUGUGCAGAGGCAUUUGAUAACUUGGUUAAUCAACUCAAAGGGGAUAGGUCAUGUGAGAGAAACUGGAAACAUGUUGUUGUACCGGAUUACAGAAAUAAAUUAUGCCUGGUUUGUUAAAAUUGAUAACUUGACGAAUCUUUUGAUUGUCCCAAUGUGGACAAGUAUGUUAACUUUGAACUGCGAUACGUUUAAAAAAAAAUAACAUCCCAAUAGGACAUAUGUGUAUAUACUGUAAUUGUUCAACCUUUUUGCUUAUUUGUGCACAAGCCGAUGCCCUCAACUCCAUGUCGUCAACCCUAUGCCCCCUAACGCUGAGAGGAUAACUAACUGGGGCAGUUUCCAGUUAUUGACAUGCAAAUCGAUACAAAAAUUCAUCACUUUAAGCACAUUCUCUUUCCAAACAGCGGUUUCAAAUUAACAAAUUAAUCAAAUUAAUGGAGUUGAUACAUUUUCAUUCAGGAACUGCCUAGAUUUUGGAGAUAUCAAAGCCUUCAUGGUAAACAGUGAAACUCCAUUCAGAAUUUGUUUUCUUUGGUUAUACAAUUCAAUUGCAAUUUGAUACACCAUCUGCUCAUCGUUAGUAUCUUCAAACUGUCAGCUUCAAAUAAUGAUGGCAUAACCAUUUGCAGAGAUACAACCCAAUUAUUUGUGAGAAUCUUUGUGUAUAAAUCAUAAAUUUGAAUAUCACCAUCAGUCUGCCGAGCCCUGGAGCAUGUAGUUUGUAUUGGGCAUUUCCCAGUACCUAGAUGUGUUAAACAACAUGAUGUGGUUUUGUAAUUUCUGGUCACUCUCGGAUGAUUGUCAUUAGGCAUUUGAUUUGAGUGAUUUUGCAGGUAAGCCUAGAUUGAUGUUUGCUAAUGUUUGAAGUGUUUUCACCUGCCAGGUUAGCAUUUUGGUGAGAUCUUUAGGGAAAUAUUCUUGAUGAAAAUAAACAUUAAUUGAAUCAUCCAUGGGACACACUCACAGGAUUUCAGUGUCCUCUUCAGAGUUAAUCCUUAUAGGUAAUCCUCGGCACAUCUUUGGAUGUUAAACAGGCAUCAUGCAUACAUUGUGUACACUUUUGGAAAAGGAGAGAAAUUCUAUGCAACUGAUUACCAAGUGACGUUUGUAGAAUAAACAUUGGUGGCCUGUGUGUUAAGUAAGGUAAAAGAUGUUACAGUUUAUAGGGAUAUCCCCCAACUGCUGUAAUUCUUCUAAUUUUCCUGACAUCUGGUUGGCUCUGUUUAGCCAAUAUAGUUGUAGGAAUAUUUGGUUUCUUUCUUUUUUCAUGUGGUUAGUCCAUCUUAUGAACAACAUGUAUCAAACUUUCAGCAGCAAUAAUGUCUGUCCUAAAAAUUAGAAGAAGCUGGUACGCAUUGAAUGUUUAAUACAAAAGCUAUUUUUACCAAAAAUAUUUGAAUUAAAUGUAAUUGCUUAUAAGGUUACUAUCUUUUUAUCACACCAGUUCACCUCAAAUUAUGGUCAUUUACCUCAAGAUAUAUGGUUAUCUGAUAUAUUGUCUUAAAGUAGUUCCCUCGAAUCUGUUAAAGUUAAGUGGUGUUUUGGCUGUGACAAAGCUGUUGCAUAUUUUUAAAACAUUUGUUCUUGCCAGGAUUAUAUUGUAAAUGUCUCCCACGGCAGAACAAAAUGUAUGAUACAUGUAUUGCAAAGUAGUGUUUGAUUGUUCAUUUGUUUUAUAGCUGUAUUGUAUUUGUAGUAGUUGAUUUUGUUAUUUAAUUUAUUGUUCACAGUUUCAGAACUAUUGAUCUUUGAAAUGUGUUCAGACUUUUUGGUGAAAAAAAGUGUCUGAGGAGUACACACUGGUAGGCUUAAGGCCUUCACAGGUAAUCGAAGUGGGGUUAUUAUUUUGGGGGAAAGGUUAGCACUGCAUGCCAAGUUAACACGCAGGUAGGAGUAUUCAUCUCCUGAAAUUCGUCUCUUCAAAUUGCAAUUCCUUAAACAUUGGAAGUAUUGGAAGAGCUUAAUGUUGCAGAGUACAAAAAAAAAGUCUGAGAGUAGAGGAUAGAAAUUCUUGGAUAGAGUGUAUUAACUUGGUCACACCAAAUAUAUUCACAGUUGUAAAGACCAGCUGAUCCUUUAUUAGUCAGGGAGUCCCAUGUCAGAUGUUCAUUGUAAAAAGCUGCUAGUUAAAUUUAUUGACGUCACUCUACCAGCGUGAGAAUAAUAUCAGCUUAUGUUCCCAAUACAUCUACAUUACAUUUACCUUCGCAACAUUCAGCUUAGCCUAAACUAUCCGCCGUAGUAACAAACCAGUCAGCGAGUAUUGUGUAUCCCUGGGGUGGUAAGUCUGUUUCAUUUCCCAGUGAAGUAAUUUAUAUUCGGGUGAACUGCUGUGUUGUCCGUAAUGUGGAAUUGAAUUGUAGACUGAUAUCUAGAGCAAAUUCUGUGUGCCAUUGGUAAAGGAGAUGUUUGGUGCUGAUUUGACCAUUAUGUAUAUCCUCUUGUAAAGAAUGAAAUGACAUGCUUCUUUUUUACCUCGUGAAGAUAUACUCUGUAUUCCUGUAAAUUGUGGACACAUUUUGUGAUUCUUACAAGCUAAAUUUCAAACUUGACCAUUUAUAACUAUUGAAGCCUUAUUGUUGCAACAUACCACAGGAGUCAAAAUGUUUCAUAUUUCGGAGUGUUAUUGUCAACAAAAAAUUCAGGUCGUCUUAUGUCUUUAGAAAGUGUGAAAUUGAUGAAAUCCCACUUAUGUCAAUGUCUAACAACAUGGAAGGGGAUAUAAUACAACCAUGCCUUAUUAAAUUUUUAAUAUUUGCUUCACAUUUUUGUGAUCACCUUAGGCUAAAUUUGAGGUCCUCGUUUUUAUUUUGAGCUUGUAAAACUUGUGCGCUUGACAAAACAUUUUGACCCCUGUACCAUUCCUGGAGCUGUGAAAGCAUUUUGCCUUCUUUAGCUUCACAGUCAGUAGUACAGUUAAUGAUAGGAAACUAAUCCCAUGCUUCACUGCAUGUUGUCACAAGUAAAGAUGUUUUCAGCAA
Messenger RNA from Liolophura sinensis, 7436 nucleotides. RefSeq lists its product as uncharacterized. The record is from RefSeq and is a predicted model, not a curated record. Lineage: Eukaryota; Metazoa; Mollusca; Polyplacophora; Chitonida; Chitonidae. Gene Ontology annotation, cellular component: nucleus; Slx1-Slx4 complex. The transcript has 10 exons. Gene Ontology annotation, biological process: resolution of meiotic recombination intermediates; DNA replication; DNA repair. Bases 77 to 3250 code for a protein of 1057 amino acids.